AUGGCAACGUACAAUCCGUUUGCUCGCCGUGAGCAGCACCCUGUUAGUGCCCUGAACACCUACCGAGUUCUGGUGCCUCUCACCUGGGCUCUGGUCGUUAUUGUCGGCACCUACUAUUCCCUUCAUUCUCCCGAUGAUACCAAGGGCGGCAAAAAGCUCUGGAAAAAUGCCGACAAGCACAAUACCCCAUUCAGUCAGAACACGAUUGUCACUGGUAUCUACUGGAUUCUUCUACUUCUCUCCCAGAUAAGCUAUGUCUACCACCUGUUCUCGAAAGAGGCGACUCUCGUGGUUGCGGCCGCCAAUGUCGCUACUCACUUUAUCCUGAACAACCUGUUCGUCUUUGCUUGGAUUCUCCUGUGGACUCGCAACCACUUCUGGGGCGCUGAGGUUAUUCUUGCGGCCCACUUUAUCAACCAAACUAUCACCUACUGGCGCCACCGGGGGCUUCCCGCCUUUGUUCACCUCCCUGCUGUUGCAGGGCCCUAUGCCUGGACUCUCACGGCCCUCUUCUGGAAUGGUGCGGUCGCUGUGCACAGUCAUAAUCUACCCGGCCGAAUUGUUGCAAAUAUUUUCAUUUGGGUGAUUAUGCUCGUUGGUCUCUUCCACAUUAUCAUUCACGAGGACUACAUCCUCGGAUAUUGUCUCAGCUUCCUCACACUGUCAUUGGCACUCCGCCAACUUGCAGUCAAGAUCAUCGCUCUGCAGUGGAUCUUUGCAUUUGUCAUCUUCGGUGUGCUUCUGGUCGCCUCUCUCUACACCUCCACUACGAAAUACUAUGGUCGUGACACUCUGUUCCGAAGCGUGGCUCACCCCGAGUCGGCGGACCGUGAGCGCCAGCCUCUGCUUAAUGAGCAAGCUUAG
Penicillium oxalicum is the source of this 864-nucleotide messenger RNA. Its product is annotated as DUF1774 domain-containing protein. The transcript has 3 exons. The coding region runs from base 1 to 864 and encodes 287 amino acids. Lineage: Eukaryota; Fungi; Ascomycota; Eurotiomycetes; Eurotiales; Aspergillaceae. The record is from RefSeq and is a predicted model, not a curated record.